UUGACCUGUUGAGUGGACUAAAGAUGGGGGAGCAAGGUGGUUGGCUGGAGGCUAACAGAGGAGACUGGGCGGCCAUCUUGGAUUACCAGACGGGUGCAGCCAAGGGCCCAGGGGACAACAUCACUGAGCAGGCCACAACCAGAGGUGACAUAGUGGAGUCUGCAGUCCAUGAGGACCUGCUGAUAUCCGGUGUAGCUGGCUGGAAAUACUGGACCUCUGAGGCGGCUGGUCACAAACCCUGGCCCCGGAUCAGAACCAUGGAUCAGGAGCCAUCGCUCUUCCUUCCAGAGUCGGAAGAAGGACCGAACCUCGAGGGACAGAGACUCCACCACACAGAACACAACCAGUGGACAGGUGGACUGAACAACCUCAGUCCUGGUGGUCAUCAGCGAGACAGAGGCUCCAGUCAGGGAUCCAGUCUGAAGUCCAGAACCUUCUCUUCACAGUCUCAGUGCAGGGAUGAAGCAGGGCCUGGGGCUGAUAGAGAUCGACCCUCCUGUUCCUAUGAUACAAACACCACAGUAUCCAUGAUGAACAGAGCAGGUCAACCUGGGCUUCAGCCUUCACAGAGAGAGGUGGGAGACUCCCCUGGUGGUAGUCUAACAGGACGUCUGUCUUCUCCUUCGGGAUCUCGUCUAAUGCCUAAUGAAUGGGUUCAGAGAAGGCCUGGGCCCGUACCUGGGUCUAGCGUUCCUCAGCUAUCUCAUGGUAACCCCACGAAUGCAGACAGGGUCAGGAUGGGUGUUCAACAUGAGAGGUACCAAGCCUAUAACACAGCAUACAAUCCCAACAACACCCAAACAAUGGCUAGAGGUCAAGGAGGGAGCACAAAGACUAACCACCUGAGGGUGGUGGCUCCUGCUUCUACCUCCUCAGGUGUCAGUGGGUCACAAUGUGGGAGGCCGAGUGUUAGGACGGACGCCGACAAGUUGUACUCCUGCUCCACGUGUGGGAAGCGUUUCGCUGAGGCGAACUAUGUGAAGGAGCACCAGACCGUUCACACCAAGGAGAGGCCCUUCAAGUGCAAACUAUGUUACAAGAGCUUCUCCUUCCGGAGUAGCCUCAUCAGACAUAGGAGUGUCCACAAUGGAGAGAAAUCGUAGCAGUGUGGCUUGAGAUGUACACGGGAUAUCUGGGAACCAUUCUUUAGCUGACAUUAUAGUUGUGAAGUGUCCUGGAGUAAGAGCAGUGGUGUUCAGGAGGGUAUACGCAGGUAGCCAUAUACCCACUUAUUUGUCAUUGGGCAAUGAGUAUACUCACUUCUUAGUCCCCACGAUGCGUAUCAAAGUAGUGUAGUGGAGGUGUACGCCGUAUCAAUUAAUAAGGCUGAUGGAACAGAUCGGAAUGUUCAGCUUAAAAUGUUGAUAAACUAUUAUUUCUUCACAUUUUGAUGCACCACGUCACCACUGGGUAAGAGGACAAUUAACCACGUACCCCUCAUUUUGUUAAUUUGUCAUUUGAAACAGGCUUGUGUAAAUACCUGUUUUGAGAGAGAGUGUAAACCUAGGCUAGAACAAGGACAGUUGAAUAUUUUCAUUUCUGAGGUGAUGUAGAUGGAAUGAAUUCAUUAGUUUGUAUUCUAUUCUUGCUAACACACUGUUAUUUCUAAACAAGUCUGCUCUCAGCUUGAUUGAUACUGAUCACAGGAGAUUUGGGGCUCUAUUUUCGGCUGGCGUUAUGGCAGGGCAAGCACACGUUAGUUUGCAAUUUCAGCAUGUAAAAACGGGCGUUUUCGACCCCAUGCGCCAUGUUCUGCAAUUUACCUGUCUAAUAUCAGCUCACUAGCUCUGAGGUGGGGGGUGGCAAUAUUAAAGGUGUCCUUGAAAACAUGCGCAAACGUGUCAAUUUCAUGCAGCGCAUAUCGAGACAUUUAAGACCAGUGAAAAGCAGGUCUUUGUUGUAACUCGCUUGGUAAUGGCAUGGAUUUUGUGAGCGGAAGUGCAACCUAUCCAGCCGUGACGCAGAGUGCCCUAAUGCUCAUGGAACAAGAGAAGAGAUGUGCUUUUUGUGCCGGUAACCCUUGUAUUAAUAAACUUUUAAAACACUUAUUUUUUUUCCAUUUGGUUUAAUUCGAUUAAAAACCAAGCCUAUGGCCUCCCUUCCCUUAAAUUAAGGCAUUUUUUUUUGGUCCUGCGAAGUGCGUUCGCCAAGUAUCCAAGCCUAUCAAUAAAGGGUUUGGCUCGUGAGACUGCUUCGAAAUACAGUGCCCUCCGUAAUUAUUGAGACAGUGACACAUUUUUGUUGUCGUUUGGCUCUGUACUCCAGCA
Coregonus clupeaformis (lake whitefish) is the source of this 2267-nucleotide messenger RNA. Its product is annotated as zinc finger and SCAN domain-containing protein 12-like. Gene Ontology annotation, cellular component: nucleus. The transcript is spliced from 3 exons. Lineage: Eukaryota; Metazoa; Chordata; Actinopteri; Salmoniformes; Salmonidae. The record is from RefSeq and is a predicted model, not a curated record. The coding region runs from base 24 to 1103 and encodes 359 amino acids.